AUGGCCCAGGCGUACCAGUUCUGCGUGAAGCAGUCGACCUCUCUGCGAUUGAAGCUUCAGAGAACUGCUGAAUCGAGCUGCAGUGGUUGCGCCCGGCCCAGCAGGCGCCGCAAAUUGAACCGGGUCUCCGGCAAUGGCUUCCAGUGUGGCCGAUACGACAGCCCGGUGACGAUUCAGGACUUUCUCUUGGAAAACUUGGACUUCGUCAAGUUGUGGCGUGCACGUGUGGACAAGAACUGGAAGAUGAUGGCCGAUGAGAUUGCCGCGGUCAAGCGAGGUCGAAUGGGAGGGACCUUUCUCCAUGCCAGAGUGUUGGAGUGCCACGGCUGUUUCCUUGCCGUCCUGGACCUGUUAGCAGAGGAUUGGCGUAGCUCUGGAGCCAACUCAAGUGUGGGUGUUCCUGACUCUCCGGUCUAUCAUGACAUCACUGCCUUUGUUUUGCAGCUUUGGGGUCCAGACCAUGAGUCCGCGUACAGACAAUUUCCUGUGGCAGAGCCCAAUGUCACGUGGGUGAUGCACACACCAAGCGGUCCGACGCUUUUGGCAGCCUUUGAGUGGACGCAGGCGAUGGGCAGCGCCUUCUUGGGCGUUAAAUUCAAGGUGUCCAAGGCUCAGCCGCCAGCAGGGCAGCACAAGCUUUUGGGUGUUUCGCUUUGUCUCGAACACGACCGUGCCGUUGUGGAGUGUACUGAAGAACGAAGGCCUGGCACCUUCAUUGCCCCUACGAGCAAGGCUUCCCCGCCAACAGCUUUGGCCCCGACCAAAGCGGCUCUUACUGCUGAACAAAUGCGGCAUGAAGCACUACUGGAGCUCGUGAUCUCCCAGGAUGCUGACAUGGCUACUCUUUUUCCUCCACAGGUCACGGUGCCGAUGCUUGGAUCAGAGGCUGGCGUUACGAGCAAUCAGCUCGCCACUCAGGGGACCUCCUCCUCUUCGGCCUCGGCGAUGCCAGUGGUGAUGGCAACCUCAGCUCGCACGGACAACGAUGCGACAAGCACAACAGGCAUUGCACCAGCCAACCUUGCUGCCCAGGACGAUGUGCAGGCGGUGUCCCCUGUGACGCUACGUCAACUACAAGAGCUGGGUACAGUGGAGCAGCCUACUGGAGGGGACAUUCCACGACCGGGAUUGCUGAGAUGCGAAACCACGGGAGAGUGGCACUUUCUGAAUCCGUAUGGAGGAGUCACUGCCCUGGUGUAUGGAGGAACUACCCCCCCGGAAGCCGCCUCCACUGGCUCAACUGGUGCUGGUAGCGGUCCGGCUCCAAGCACGCCACCAACGGUCAAGAAGAGACCACUACCGCUGCCCUUGCACCUUCGAGCCAGAGGUGGGGCCUACAACCAGUCUAACCUCACGAUUCACAUAUGCCGUUGGCAGAUUAGCAGCAGCCCCCCUCAAUUGCAGGAAAUCCACCAGGGCGACCCGCCGCCCACCGGGCGGCAGCAGAAUAGGUCCGACGAGAGCAACGAGUGGGUCUGCGGGCUCCGCACCCAAGGCGGGUAUACGCAUCAACCUUGCACCGACCAUGUCAAGAGCCACCUGCACACUGGCACUCACCUCAUCAUGAUCCAUCCUUGA
This is a messenger RNA of Symbiodinium natans, 1578 nucleotides long. Lineage: Eukaryota; Dinophyceae; Suessiales; Symbiodiniaceae. The record is from the annotation of a GenBank genome assembly.